GACAGGUAAGCAGAGGAGAUCACAGGCCUACUAUUACACCUUGCAAGCCCAUUUUCAUAGAAAGCCACAAACAUGCCUGUGACUAUAUGCCAGACCUUGGGCUUUAUGGUUUGCCUGAUAGGAGUUGCUGGAAUUAUUGCAUCUACUUGCAUGAACCAAUGGAGCACGCAAGAUCUUAUGAACAAUCCUAUCGCGGAUGUCUAUACUUCCCAGGGGUUAUGGCGUACCUGCACCACAGAGAGCAAUGGUCUUACAGAGUGCCGUCCAUUUUUGACUAUCCUUGGAUUACCAGCGAUGCUCCAAGCUGUAAGAGCACUGAUGAUUGUGGGCAUUGUGCUGGGUGCUUUUGGUCUCCUGGUGGCUACAUUUUCUCUGAAAUGUUUACGGAUGGGCAACAUGGAAGAUUCUGCAAAGGCAAGCAUGACUUUGGCUGCUGGAGUCAUGUGCAUUGUAGCUGGUAUUUGUGCUAUCUGUGGAGUAUCUGUUUUCGCCAACAUGCUUGUCACAGACUACUGGAUGUCAACGGCUAAUAUGUACCAGCCAGGAAUGAUGCAGUCACUCCAAGUAAGAUAUACAUUCGGCUCUGCUCUCUUUGUGGGAUGGGUUGCUGGAGGCCUGGCCUUUGUAGGAGGCAUUAUGAUGUGUGUUGCUUGCCGAGGACUGGUACCUGAAGAGACCCAUUACAAGGCAGUCUCCUAUAAGUCUGCUGGGUAUAAAUCUGGAACUGCUUAUGAAACCAAGAAGACUCCAGUAAUGGAUAAUAAUACUGUCAAAAGUGAUGAAGGAAGACGUUCCUACCCUACAAAAUAUGACUAUGUAUAGAAAUUGCUCUGUUAUUAUAUAGCUCCACACUCUACUUGUUAAAACUUUAGCUUUAGUCAAAACUAAGUGAAGUGUUAACGGUACGUUUCAUCUCACUUUGAAUUAUUCUUAGGUUUGCCCUUAUGAUGCUGGAAAUCCUUAUCCAGUUGUUUAUUAAUGUUUGCUUUAUGAUUGUGAAUAUCGUGGUAAGCUUGAAAUGAACUGAUUAUUUCACUCUGCAAAUAAUUGCAUCCUUUUCAAAGUUGAAAACACCCCACUGCCCAUUUACUAUAUUUUAAAUAGGUGUAACUAUAUAGUAAAAAAAUGGACAUUGCAGUGUACAAUAUUGAAUCCAUUUCAGGUUCAUGCUUUGAGACUUUACAGCAGUGUUUUUAAAAGUUUUGGGAAUUUAAGAUGUAAGCACUUCAACUCACAGAAUUCCUAUGCUGGCUAAGGAUUUCUAGGUGUUGAAGUCCACAUAUUUUAAAGUUCCCAAGUUUAAAAAACACUUUACAGUUUUGGACAAAUCUUGAUAAACUACUUGGGCGUUUACCUAAAUCAUUCAAAAUUCAAUACAAGUUAAGAAAAUUAUUUUAUUUUCAUUUCUAAAAGUAAUAUGUAACAUUAGAAUGAAUCAGGGUGAACAUGAAGUAGGAUUGAUUGCUAAAACAAAUACCCUUGCUGUAUUUCAGCAGGUAUUAAGUUCUAGUGUGUUUUCUUUCUUAAUUCAUUCAUUCUUACAAAAACACUGAUAUAAUAAACAUAAGUCAAUUAUUGUAACUUGCUUACAACAAAUGUUUCCUAAUACACUUUCAGCCAUGGUACAUCUUGUAUGAUGCAACUAUGUUAUCGUUCUUACAUUUAAGUCUUGAAUACUCUACUGACAAAAUAAAUUUGCAACAUUAGUAUCAUAUAUUGUCUUGAGACUGCAUUACCAAGGUAACAUUGGUCUGCAGCAUUUUAUCUUUUUGUUUAGGAUGCUAUAGAUGGAGAACAACGAACUCAGAAAUUAGAUCAUUUUUUAAUCCCCUGCUAGAGGUGUAUCAUUUUGGAUGUGUGUGGGUUACUUUUUGUUAAAUUUCUGGUUGGAAUUAAAUUACAAAUGUUUAUAAUCCGCAGAAACUUCAAAGAAACCUAGAGACUUGUAUUCAUGCUUAUAUUUUCCAGUGCAGUUUUCCUUUUCUUCACAUUUUUGGAGGCAUUUUUAAUAGAAUAUAUUUUGUGAGGUUUUUUUCUAAUAUACACUUUUUAGUAUUGUUUUAUAUUACUUAAUUUUAAAACUGGAUUGUGUUCAUGUAUUUUUUGUCUUUUUGGGGAUAUGUAUAAUCAUUCAGACAUUUUGAUGGGCCAUAUUUCUCACUUAUUCCUAAUUAUUAUUAGCUUUCUUCCAAGCUAGUAGUUUUUAGUAUAACAUAGAAUAAAAAUGGAGGUCAAAUAUAAAAACAAAAUAAUUAAAAUAAGUAUUUUGAGUUCAGUGAGUUGUUUAACUUGCAUAGAACUGUAACCUAGUUAAAAUUCUUUUGGUAGAUAUUAUCUUGAUAAUUAUUAAUUUGACAAUGCUACUGUUUUGCUUUCCAAUCCUACUAAUGAAAACUUCAUUGUUGCCAUUCUUAAAAAAAAUAUUUAAUGCUAUCUGUUGUGUUUAGAAUUAAUACUUUGUCUUAAAAUUGUGCAGUUCUAUUAUUUUUAUAAAAUGAAGCAAAUUUUAUAGUAUUUUCCAUAAGGUUAGAAAUCUGAGAGUCCAACUUCUAUUCCAUUGCACUGAUCUUUGACGGAAUAGUGUGAGAGAGGUCUACACUAUGUGACUCCAUAGAAGUUACAUUAUAUUCAAGCUUGCCAAAGGAAAACAAGGCAAUUGAAUCCUUGAAGGCCACAAAAGCUGCAGGAAGAAAGAACAGUACUGUUAACUUUGGACUGAAAGAAUAAAACAUUUUCCAUAAUCCAUAGAUUAAUAAGCCAACACAUAUAUUAUAGUAGAAAAUAAAGUCAUACUUUUUGAACUACUCUUUUAGUGUCUAGUAUAGUUAGUGUAACUGCUAUUUUAGUUUCACUUUGUCUUACUCUUAACUUACUGUAUUAGCUAAAGCAAAAAUCAUGGUUUGUUUCAAAUUAUCCAAUUAAUUGCAAAGCAAUCCAACUUCUUCAGUUAUAAAAUUGAGUUAAUUAGCAUAUUUUGUUUUAAACCAUGAUAUCUGAUCUUUAUAAAAGAAUAGGAAAGAGGAAGAGGAAAAGAAGUCCACUUCACUAGUCUAUUCGGUCACCAUAUAGGAAGUCCAAAGCAUGGUCACACUCAUUCCAAGCCUUAUGUAAUGGUUUAGCAUUAUAUAAUUUGAUGUGAAUCUAUGCUGGCAGUCAUUUAAUCAAGUGACCUACAUUGACAAGAUCUGUUAUUAUUUUAUGAAUACAUCUCAUAUUGACUUGUUUCCACAAAACUGAUUGUAUAGAAUGUUGAAAAUAUUGAAUGUUUGCUUAUUAAAUUACUUACAACCAGCA
Thamnophis sirtalis is the source of this 3294-nucleotide messenger RNA. It is a transcript of the gene CLDN18, whose product is annotated as claudin 18. Gene Ontology annotation, molecular function: structural molecule activity. The record is from RefSeq and is a predicted model, not a curated record. NCBI's taxonomy places the organism in Eukaryota, Metazoa, Chordata, Lepidosauria, Squamata, Natricidae. Gene Ontology annotation, cellular component: membrane; bicellular tight junction.